AUGGUGUUCAUUCUGCCAGAGAAGUUCAGGGCAGAAAGGACAGAAAGCACUUUGGAGGGAGAUGUUGGCAAAGGCAGAAUAGGCAUCAGAACAGCAACAGGCACUCCCAAGACAGACGGAAUGAGACAGCGACUAGAACAGCUUUGCUUCUCCAACCAAACCAAGGAGAUGGCCAAUCAUCUCAACCCUUUUUUCAUAACAACAAACUUUGGGGGUAUUCCUAUUCCCAAGGUCAUGGUAGAUGGAGGUGCAGCCAUUAAUCUUCUGCCUCACAGAUUGCUGAGCAAGAUGGGCAGAACAGAGAAAGAUUUGAUCCCAACACGCUUAACCGUCACCAACUUCGCUGGGGGCAUCACCAAAACUCAUGGGAUCUUGGAUGUGGAUGUCAUAGUUGGAAGCAAAGAGGUGAAGAUUGCAUUCUUUGUGCAAUUAGCUCUGUGGAAUGAAGAGGGUUACAUGGAGAUAGUAGAGGCCGAUCCACGACCAUUCUGCCCUCUGCCAUGUGUUUUGAGGCAAGGUAUUACCAUGAUGACCUUGGUCCUUUCACUUCCUUGGAGUCAACCAAAACGGCCGCCCCAUGAUGUCACAGCCCAGAGGCUCAUUGAAGAUGUUCCUAUCAACAGAAAAGGAUCGAGCUGCAACAAUCCGAUCCAUUACAAAAAGAUUGUUGAUAUAUUGGGAGGAAAGGAAGCUCUUCAUGCAGGAAUCCAGCCAUCAAUAUGCAGAAUUCCACUCAUGAGAGCACGGAAGACCAGGAGGAAGAAGAGUUACAGGAGGAAGUGUUAG
Molecule: messenger RNA, 786 nt
Organism: Prunus armeniaca (apricot)
Lineage: Eukaryota; Viridiplantae; Streptophyta; Magnoliopsida; Rosales; Rosaceae
Source: the annotation of a GenBank genome assembly